Ostrea edulis (European flat oyster) is the source of this 1203-nucleotide messenger RNA. Its product is annotated as vacuolar-sorting protein SNF8-like. Bases 112 to 852 code for a protein of 246 amino acids. Gene Ontology annotation, cellular component: ESCRT II complex. The transcript is spliced from 9 exons. Gene Ontology annotation, biological process: protein transport to vacuole involved in ubiquitin-dependent protein catabolic process via the multivesicular body sorting pathway. Lineage: Eukaryota; Metazoa; Mollusca; Bivalvia; Ostreida; Ostreidae. The record is from RefSeq and is a predicted model, not a curated record.
UCCGCCCCUGGAGAAUAAGCAGGAAGAGCUACAUUUUGGUCAGACUUGUAGACCAGCCCAAAGUCUGACAAGUUUUGUCUUGGUUUCUAAAACGGAAGCGAUAACCUGAAAAUGAGACGAGGAGUUGGAGUAGCAGCAGCGAGAAACAAAUCUCUAGCUCAGGCUCGCUACAAAAACAAGGGCAAUGAGUUGGAACAGAAUCAGUUGGCACAGAUGGCCAAACAGAUGGAGAUGUUUAAGGUGAAUCUGGAGGAGUUUGCUGUCAAACACAAGGAUGACAUCAGAAAGGACCCGGAGUUUCGAGUUAGCUUCCAGGAGAUGUGUGCCUCCAUAGGGGUGGAUCCACUGGCAUCGAGUAAAGGUUUCUGGGCGGAGAUGCUGGGGGUGGGAGACUUUUACUAUGAACUCGGGGUACAGAUUGUGGAAGUGUGUUUAGCAACUAACCAUAGGAAUGGCGGACUGAUCGGUAUAGAGGAGUUGAGAGAUAAGGUGAUGGCAUCUCGGGGAAAGAAGAGCCAAGCCAUUACUCUGGAUGACUUAUUACGUGCAAUAAAGAAGCUGAAAGUUCUUGGGAAUGGUUUCACUCUGAUUUCAUUGGGGAAAAGCUAUAUGGUGCAGAGUGUGCCAGGGGAGUUAACCAUGGAUCAUACCAAACUCUUACAGGAGGCACAGAACGAGGGAUUCGUGUCCAUGAAAUCCUUAAUGGCUUCUCUGAAGUGGGAAGAAGAGCGAGUCAUGAGAGCUCUGGACUAUAUGGUGAAGGAAGGCCUCGCCUGGGUGGAUGAUCAGGGAUCGGGUGACAGACAAUACUGGUUCCCCAGUUUCUUCCCAGAAAUUGCCUCUGUCACAUGAUGUUGUCAUCAACGUAGACAACGACUUUGUAAUGUGUUACAUAAAAUUGUAUGUAAAUGGUGAAAUGCGGAAAGCAAACUGUGUAAAAAUGACUCCGUUUGUGCACAUUAAUGUCAGCUUGUAGUCUAUAGGAGUCCACUUCACUACCAGCAGAAUUAUCAUCUGUGUCUAACUUACUACUGAUCAUGGACUGACAAAUACCUAACUAUCAAUUUAAAUUUCACACCAUGACUGAGUGAAGAACAGUUAGUUUUAUGAUAAAGGCGUAUUUGAUUACGACUGUCAUAUUGUAUCUAAUGUUAUCAUUAUAAGUAGUAUAGAGCUGUUGAAUAAAUGAAUGAUGCAAACCAA